CAAGAGAUACAUAUGAUGUUGCAAUGCAACAGAAGUUUCAAAUUUGAAGCAAACAAUUAGUACUUACUUCGUCUCAUUUUAUGUGAAGGUGUUACUACUUGGGGAGUUAAAUGAUCUUUCUUCUUGCAUCUUUGCAAGAAGAAGAAUAAGCAGAAACAGGCACUGAAACCCAAAGCCAUACAUGUAUGUGUGAUUAGAGCGACAGGUGGCUGUAUCAUAGUAAACUGAGCAAAGCAAAGGCAACUGAGACUCUGAGGAUGAAGAAUACGGAGAGUGCAUCUCCACAAGUCUGUCAAAUCAUUCACAUACCUGAAAAGCCAUCCUUUCUUCCUCACCUCCAACCUACAGUCAACGUGCUUGCUUCUGUUAUUGAACCCAAAGAUGCCAAUACUCUAGUCAGGAAGUUGAAUCAGAUUGCACCACUUGAAAAUUUGCAGCAUGUGAAGCGUGUGCGGAAGAAGUGCAUUGAUGAAGGGAAACCUCAAUUAUCUCUGCUUCUAUGUUUGGCUGUUGAAAAUGAUGGUGAGGUUGAUGGCAUGCCAUACGAGAUUCGUGAGAUUGUCAAAUCUUACCAGUUGAGUACUUUCAUCACAAAAGUUUGCAAAUAUGCUGCAACUUCGAAAGAAGAAUGGGAAGAACAGUGCAAGCUCUGGCCUACUUCGUAUCAUCCGCCAACUUACAACAUCAGUGGCAUAACUGGAUUUAGUGAAGAGGAGUCACAAUCAGUUUUCGGUUUCAUGAGACAUACCAUUAAUUUGGCAACAUCUUCUAUUGGUCAGGUGGUCAAUGCUGCUGUUAUUGUAGAUCCUUCAACUAAGCAGGUAAUUGCAAGUGCUUGUGAUCAAGUAAUAUUCUCGGGCAGUCUUGAAAAUGAGGUCAGCAAGGAAGGUAGCUUCUCUAACUAUCUAGAAAACCUCAAAGCCUCUAACUUGGAAAACCAGCAAAUGUCACUUUUAGACGGUUCAAUUGGUGACUCCAAACAUUUAACUAAUAAUGUUGCUUGUGUACAUCCUUGGCAAUGGGCAAUGCAAAGCUCUGGUAGCUGGCAUCCAAUGCGGCAUGCGGCUAUUGUAGCCAUUGAACAUUCUGCUGCCAGGGAUCUACAACUGUUUCCUGAUUACAAUGCGCUAUCUCCUUUGAAAAAACAGAAGAUCAAGGAGUCCGACUUCAAAAGUAAUGGCCAUAGUUAUCAAUCGAUCAGACCUUAUCUAUGCACUGGAUAUGACAUUUACCUGGCUUGGGAGCCAUGUGCAAUGUGCGCAAUGGCGCUUGUCCAUCAAAGAGUUAGACGGAUAUUUUUUUCUUCCCCAAAUUCCAAUGCUGGUGCACUAGGAAGUGUUCACAGAUUGCAAGGGGAGCGGAGCUUGAAUCACCAUUAUGCUGUUUUCAGGGUCAUGCUGCCUGAGGAGGUUUUCAGGAAUAAAGUUGUAUAGAUGCAAUGACUUCUGGAAGUGGUUGAAGCCAACGCUAAUCAGAUUGUGAAGAGGUU
Messenger RNA from Capsicum annuum, 1489 nucleotides. Its product is annotated as tRNA-specific adenosine deaminase TAD3-like. The transcript has a single exon. Gene Ontology annotation, cellular component: nucleus; cytoplasm. Lineage: Eukaryota; Viridiplantae; Streptophyta; Magnoliopsida; Solanales; Solanaceae. Bases 258 to 1433 code for a protein of 391 amino acids. Gene Ontology annotation, molecular function: tRNA-specific adenosine-34 deaminase activity. The record is from RefSeq and is a predicted model, not a curated record.